Molecule: messenger RNA, 783 nt
Organism: Leptopilina heterotoma
Lineage: Eukaryota; Metazoa; Arthropoda; Insecta; Hymenoptera; Figitidae
Product: lipopolysaccharide-induced tumor necrosis factor-alpha factor homolog
Exons: 4
Coding region: 158-493 (111 amino acids)
Molecular function (GO): zinc ion binding
Source: RefSeq, a predicted model, not a curated record
UCGACUGCACACCUACAUAGUUUCAAUAGCAAUCGUUUUUGAAGUUCAGUAAGCAGAAGUCUCUCGCCCGCGUCGUGUCGUCGCCGCCGCCGUGUUCAGUGCUAAAAAAGCAAACAAAAAUAAAAGACAAACAAUAAAAAAAAGAUCAGAGUACGAAAUGAGUAAAGCUGGACCACCACCACCAGGUUUUGCUCCUCCUCCAUCCUACACUGACGUAAAUAUGCCUCCACCACUGCAACCAAAUGUUGUCAUUAUGGGAGCUCCUCCAGUAUUUGGACCCAAUUCACAGCCGAUGACUUGUCCCCAUUGUCACGCCAAUAUUUCCACACGUGUUGAAUCGGAAUCUUCAACAAAAACCCAUCUGUUCGCUCUAUUGCUGUGCAUUAUUGGCUGCUGGCCAUGCGCUCCUUGUCCAUAUUGCAUGGAAUCGUGCUUAAAUCAAAAACAUUUUUGCCCGUCAUGCAAUGCGUACCUCGGACAACAUGAGAAUUAGUAACAGUAUACGAAGCCGGACAACAUCGCAAGUUCAUUCCACUGUUGUUACUAUAUAUCAGGAUGCAGUUCGGAUGACCCGGAAAAAAAAGGGGGAAAAAAUAUGUGUCUACUUUAUAAAGCUCAAGUUUGCAACUCUUAAAGAUAAUCAAAUUUCUAUUUCAGAGACUAGAAAUUAAAAUUAUUAAGCGAAAUAACUUAAUCAACUAAAUGAAUAUUUUUCUAUUUAUUAUUUGAUAUAAUAGUCAAAUAAUAAUUUAGUAAAUUUGCAAAAAAAGAAAAUAUUUCAAU